UACUCAGUAUCUAUAUAUAAAUAAUAGUCAAAAGAAGAUCGCUUGGCUUGGCUGUUGACACAAAUCCAAAUCCAUACGCAAAAACACCUUCUUUUCACACACGCACAGAAGAAGAAGAAGAAGAAGAAGAAGAAAGAAGGAAUGGAGAAAGCAAUAGAGAGACAAAGAGUAUUGUUAGAGCACCUCCGUCCGUCCUCAACUGCUUCAUCUCUUGAGAAUCUCGAUUCUUCUAUCUCCGCAUCCGUUUGUGCAGCUGGUGACAGUGCUUCGUAUCAGAGGAGUUCCGCUUUUGGGGAUGACGUAGUUGUUGUAGCUGCCUACCGAUCUCCCCUUUGCAAAUCAAAGAGGGGUGGCCUCAAGGAUACCUAUCCUGAUGAUAUUCUUGCACCAGUUUUAAAGGCAUUAAUAGAGAAAACAAAUCUUAAUCCGGCAGAAGUUGGAGAUAUUGUCGUUGGCUCAGUAUUAGGAGCAGGCUCCCAAAGAGCUAGCGAAUGCAGGAUGGCUGCAUUCUAUGCUGGGUUUCCUGAAACCGUGCCUGUUAGGACUGUCAAUAGGCAAUGUUCCUCUGGUCUACAGGCAGUUGCUGAUGUAGCUGCAGCUAUUAAAGCUGGAUUUUAUGACAUUGGUAUUGGUGCUGGGUUAGAAUCUAUGACCACCAAUCCUAUGGCUUGGGAAGGAUCUGUUAACCCAAGAGUGAAGACCAUGGCAGAAGCUCGAGAUUGUCUUCUUCCAAUGGGAAUUACAUCAGAAAAUGUUGCUCAGCGUUUCAGUGUCACAAGGCAGGAACAAGAUCAAGCUGCGGUUGAGUCCCAUAGGAAGGCAGCUGCAGCUACUGCUGCUGGGAAGUUUAGAGACGAGAUCAUUCCAAUCAAUACUAAGAUUGUUGACCCGAAAACUGGAGAUGAAACACCUGUUACAAUUUCUGUUGAUGACGGGAUCCGUCCAGGAGCAACUUUAGCAGAUCUUGCAAAAUUGAAGCCAGUAUUUAAGAAAGAUGGGACAACCACAGCUGGAACCUCCAGUCAGGUGAGUGAUGGUGCUGGAGCUGUUCUCCUGAUGAAAAGAAGUCUUGCUUUGCAGAAGGGAUUACCAAUACUUGGUGUAUUUAGGACUUUCGCUGCUGUUGGUGUUCCCCCAGCGAUUAUGGGUAUUGGACCCGCUGUUGCAAUUCCUGCUGCAGUAAAGGCUGCUGGACUUCUAGUGGAUGAUAUUGAUCUUUUUGAGAUCAAUGAGGCUUUUGCAUCGCAAUUUUUGUAUUGUCAAAAGAAGCUUGAAAUUGAUCCUCAAAAGAUCAAUGUCAACGGAGGUGCAAUUGCCAUUGGACAUCCUUUGGGCGCGACAGGGGCUCGUUGUGUUGCGACCCUAUUGCAUGAGAUGAAGCGACGUGGUAGAGACUGCCGAUUUGGUGUUGUGUCGAUGUGUAUUGGCACGGGUAUGGGUGCAGCUGCUGUUUUUGAGAGAGGUGAUUCCUGUGAUGAGACUUGCUAUGCUAAAUAGAUCAUCUUCAGUUUGCUGUUACAUUUAUGGAAUAUACAGGGGAGAAACAUUUAUCAUAAUGGGAUUAUUACAAGAAUAAAGCGGUUGUAUCAAGUUAUUUGUUAAAACAGUUUCUUUCUUCGCUCGAUAUCGAUUAAGUUGUGUUUUACAUAGUUAAACCAGUAGCGUUGGUUAGUUUUUCCUGCCUUUUGUAAGCUUCGUUGCUAGGCAAGGCCGGAAAGAUGUGUGUCUCAUUUUGCUUGCAUUUUCGGAUGCAAUAAUUAUAGUGAUGGUCCCAGUUAAGUUUAUACA
Erigeron canadensis is the source of this 1788-nucleotide messenger RNA. RefSeq names its product 3-ketoacyl-CoA thiolase 2, peroxisomal. The record is from RefSeq and is a predicted model, not a curated record. Gene Ontology annotation, cellular component: peroxisome. NCBI's taxonomy places the organism in Eukaryota, Viridiplantae, Streptophyta, Magnoliopsida, Asterales, Asteraceae. The coding region runs from base 142 to 1497 and encodes 451 amino acids. Gene Ontology annotation, biological process: fatty acid beta-oxidation; phenylacetate catabolic process. Gene Ontology annotation, molecular function: acetyl-CoA C-acyltransferase activity. The transcript is spliced from 14 exons.